Molecule: messenger RNA, 909 nt
Organism: Glycine soja
Lineage: Eukaryota; Viridiplantae; Streptophyta; Magnoliopsida; Fabales; Fabaceae
Product: glycerol-3-phosphate 2-O-acyltransferase 6-like
Exons: 2
Coding region: 1-909 (302 amino acids)
Biological process (GO): cutin biosynthetic process
Cellular component (GO): membrane
Molecular function (GO): glycerol-3-phosphate 2-O-acyltransferase activity; phosphatase activity
Source: RefSeq, a predicted model, not a curated record
AUGGCCAUGAACUAUGUUGAGUGCUUAAGUGAUCCAAUACCACUACCAAGAAACAAACUUCUAAGUCCAAUUAUGUUUCAUGAGGGUAGGUUUGUUCAAAGGCCAACUCCUCUAGCAGCCCUUUUGACCUUUCUAUGGUUGCCAAUUGGCAUCAUACUCUCCAUCUUAAGGGUUUACCUUAACAUCCCUUUGCCUGAAAGAAUUGCUUGGUAUAACUAUAAACUAUUAGGAAUUAGAGUUAUUGUGAAGGGUACCCCUCCACCAUCCCCAAAGAAGGGUCAAAGUGGUGUCCUAUUUGUUUGUAACCACCGCACAGUUUUAGACCUUGUGGUUACUGCAGUUGCACUUGGAAGAAAAAUUAGUUGUGUCACAUAUAGCAUAAGCAAAUUCACUAAAAUAAUUUCACCAAUUAAAGUUGUGGCGCUCUCAAGGGAAAGAGAGAAAGAUGUUGCCAAUAUCAAGAGACUACUUGAGGAAGGGGACUUGGUGAUUUGCCCUGAAGGCACAACUUGUAGAGAGCCUUUCCUCUUGAGGUUCAGUGCACUAUUUGCUGAACUCACUGAUAGGAGUGUCCCAAUUGCUAUUAACACAAAGCAAAGUGUGUUCUACGGAACCACGGUUUGCAGACACAAGUUGUUGGACCCCUACUUUGUGUUCAUGAAUCCAAUGCCAACAUAUGAGAUCACUUUCUUGAACCAGCUUCCUAAGGAGCUCACAUGCAGUGGAGGGAAAUCAGCUAUUGAAGUUGCAAACUACAUUCAAAGGGUUCAUGCAGGGACUUUGGGAUCUGAGUGCACAAAUUUGACUAGGAAGAGAAAAUAUGCCAUGCUUUCAGGGACUUUGCUUUCAAUUAUUUUCAGCUAUAUAAUUUUCAAUUAUUAUCACAGACACUUGCGCACUUCUAUAUAA